GGGCGCAUGUGACCGGCGGCGGGGGCGGCCCCGGCGGGUGCUGUGCCGCGCCGCGGCGGGGCAGUGCGGAGCGGCGGCGGCGGGCUGGGGGAUGCGGAGCGGCCGGGUCCCGGGCAGAUGAUGGCGAUACGCGAGCUGAAAGUGUGUCUGCUUGGAGAUACUGGCGUUGGGAAAUCGAGCAUCGUGUGUCGGUUUGUCCAGGACCACUUUGACCACAAUAUUAGUCCUACUAUUGGAGCGUCCUUCAUGACUAAAACUGUGCCUUGUGGGAAUGAGCUUCAUAAAUUUCUGAUCUGGGACACAGCUGGUCAAGAGCGGUUUCAUUCUUUGGCUCCAAUGUACUACCGAGGUUCAGCAGCAGCUGUCAUAGUUUAUGAUAUCACCAAGCAGGAUUCAUUUCAUACUUUGAAGAAAUGGGUGAAAGAAUUAAAAGAACAUGGUCCUGAAAACAUUGUAAUGGCCAUUGCUGGAAACAAAUGUGAUCUUUCUGAUAUCAGGGAGGUUCCUAUGAAGGAUGCCAGAGAAUAUGCAGAAUCUAUAGGUGCAAUUGUUGUUGAAACCAGUGCAAAGAAUGCUGUUAACAUUGAAGAACUUUUUCAAGGAAUAAGCCGACAAAUUCCACCCUUAGAUCCUCAUGAAAACAGUAACAAUGGAGCAAUCAAACUUGGAAAGCAGACUUCACAGACGGGUAGGCGGUGCUGCUGACCCAGCUUGAUGUUUUUAGAUUUACUUGAAAAACAGCACCAUUUGCUUUUUUCACCGAGAAUGGACUUCCUGAUCCCAGUGAAGUGGCUCCUUAUCUUGAAAGCGGUAGUUUCAGUACUUCCCAAGAGCAAUAAUGCAAGGACCAAAAGCAGAAAGCUUUACUUCAAAGGGAAUUUGCAAAUCCUAGUUGGAAAAUCCUCUCAAAUACCCUGUCAAAAUUACAAUUUCAAAGUGCUCCAAUUCUUUGUUUAAACCAAUGAUUGUUCUUUUUUUUUUUUCAUAAAAAGAUCCUUUUAUAUAUAAAAUUUAGAUUUACUACAAAAACUUCUUUUCUUACAUUGCAAAGUGGACUUGGCAUGUUUUCAGAGUUUUCUCUGUAAUAAUAGAGUGGAAAAAACCCUUUAAAACCUGAAAUUGGGCUUACAGGUUUUCUGCCAUCUUUCUGGCUGGACUUUGCUUUAGUAUUUUUCUAAAUCUGUAGCUUCAUCUCGUACUUUCAGUAAAAAUCAGCAAGAAAUGUACUGAAUUUGCUAACUAGAAAAAAAAUUGAUCCAAAGGAUGAGCGGUUGCAAUUUUUACAGGCUAGAAAUCAAAAUCUGUGUCAGGAGGUGCUGUGUAUGUGAAAGAAGGAGUUGUCAUGAAGGAGACUGCUGGACCCGUGCAGUUCCAGUCUGCUCUGGAAAGAAGUGAAGAUGCAGCCAACUGUGCUUUGCCUGAAUUGAUUCCUUUUCCAGGUUGUAAGCUUCGUUAAUUACUGAAAUUGUAAAAAGAACGCAAACGCCAGCUUAAUCUCAACUGCUUACCAGAUUUCCUCCAAGUCUGUGCCCCUGUCCAAUGUUGUCUCUGCUCGAAGGUGCCGCUUCCUUGAUUUGUAGAAGAGGGGGCCAGUGCUGCACUCCUCAUGGUCUCACUGUUGCACACAGAGAAGUCUUCAAGUUGGAAGGAUGAUAUUUCUGUACAAAAACAGCUUUAAAGAGCACAAUAUAAUUUGGGGUUAAAGGCUGGAAUCUAAUAAAAGAAACCAGAACGUUGCUUCACAAAUGCAAUUCUGUGAAUUUGUGGAGUGGUCUCCUCACUUGUGUGGGGAUGCAGUAGGGAGGAGCCACUACGUGAUACCUUUGAAGCCUGAGGCACUUGAAAACACAGUGUAGAAAAAAAAUCCAAUAGGUGGUUAUGAACUAGAAAUAAUGUAAAACUGUAUGCAUUCUCCACUUCCAUUUUUUUACAAAUGUGUGUGACUGAGAUGAUAAAAUAAAAAUUUAUCAUUUCAUCAGUUUCUUUGGAAAUGGGAACUAGGGUGAGAAACGCAGGCUUCAAAACCAAAAUCUAGCCUGCAUUUCCCAAUAUUAAUUUGUUCUCUUCUGAGGAAAAUUAACCUCGCUGCACAUUUAUUGGGGGACUUAGGAAGAGCAAACGAAAGGGAAAAACAACUUUCCACAAUAAGUUAUGAACAGGCAGGCUAGAGCUGGGUUUCUGUGUUUAUACAAAACCUCCCCCUGACUUCAUUGCUUGGUUGUGAGAUUGCUUUGAUAAAAUGGCAGUAAUUAUCAGGGCUUGAAACAGAGCCAGAUUAAAUCAAUGGGAAGGUUUCUUUAUCUUCAGAGAGCUUGAAGUAGUUACGGGUGAGAAACAUUCUACUGGGCUUCAUCUAAGAGUCUUAAACUGCAUUGUUUUUUCACAUAUAAUCCAUUUUCCCCAUAUUUUGGACUCCUUUGAAAGCACUCAUGCUUGAAAAUACGCCCUCAGAUAAUACACAGACUCAGACAGCAACUAUGAGAAAGGGUAUUGCAGGUCAACUUUCUUGUCACCUGUGCUGGUAUGAGAUCUUCAUCGCUGCUUCAUUGCAGCAACAAUCUUACAGGUAGUCCAGCGUUAAGUGAAAAUUCAGCAGUCAUCAUUGUUGAUAGGUGAGGAGGGAGACAGGCUCUUUCAGGUAACAUUUCAUCCCGUCCUAGUACAAGCAAGUCUGCCAGGGGUGCCUGGCUCCUUUACCUGGCUGUGGAGGGAGAGGUUAACCCAGCCUGCAGCACUGAAGAAAUAUCAAACUUACCAACAUCACAGAUUCAUAUAAUUUAUGGGAUCUAUGACCCAAUACUGCAAGAGAUCUGGUUCUUCCUAAAUAAAACCCAGUAAAAGUAGAUGUGUUACCAAGAAAAUAAGGUUGAGAUUGAACCCAUGUUUCUAAAGGUGCCAUAAAUUUUAGUUCAAUGUCUAGUUAGUCAUCCAUAACUGAUUUUUAAGCUGUCAUAAAUCUUUUGGCGUAUUUCUUUUUUUUUUUUUUUUCCUAAUGUGACAUCUCAAACCUCGUUAAACCCUACUUGAGAUGUCUGAAGGCUUUGUAAGACAAUUCUGCAAGUACCUUGUAUACUCUUAAUUUAUGCUAGAAUUGCAUGGCAAUUGAUGCUGAUCUGUAUGGGAUGUUGUUCUGAAAAACCAGCUCUCUCAGCUGCUGUUGAGCUGUUUGUGAAUCAGAACAGGUUUAUGAGUUAUAUGCUAAAGUAGUUUAAAAUUGGAAGUUGUUACAAUGGAUCUAUGGCAGAUUUUAAAAUUCAAAUGCUGGCUAAGUAGGCUCAAAGGUAUUUUUGCAUUUGGUGGACCAAAUCUAAAUCACCUUUUUCUGCUUUUAGUCAAGAAAAAUAUUUAAAUUAAUAAGGAUUCUGAUCAUACACGUUCUUGAGAUUUGGGUUACGGGGAGCUUAUGGAGAGUUAGUAGGGAACUCUGAAGUCACAGGUAGAAAAAAUAACAGGCCGCUAUGCUGUGUAGAGCUGCUCGCGUUUUGUUUGAAGACAGGGCUCGCCUUUGACCAUGACGUUGUCUCUCCGCUGUUCAUCAAAGCUGAAGUGCAGCUUUACCAUGCCUCUUCAAAUGGGGAAAUGGUUUGUUUUUACAAUUAUUUUUUUUUACACUUUUUAUUUUCAAAUGCAAAAUUCAUAAUUUCUUUUUCAUUUUAUUGCCUGUGUUGCUUGGAUAGUGCCACCACCCUUCGUAAACAGCCAGAAAAACUACAUACAAAAAAACCCCAAACUCUGAGUCAAAUGCUUCAGCAGCAACAACCAGAAUUCCCCUUAAUAGUUAAUGGCUGGUGAAAAGCUGGAUUACUGUACAGGAGCAUCUGACUCUGUAGCUGAUCUGUUAUAAUAAUAAUAAACCAAUAAUAAUAACAAUAACGCUGCAGUUCUAGGUUGGCCAGCUGGUGCUGGAUUUGUCCAUAAUUGGUUUUCUCAAGAGAGCUGGCAGCAGGACCGAGGCAUAGGCUGCAGUGCCAAGGAUAUUUGGUGGAGCUUGUUUGCACCGUGACUCAAGACUGUGACUGUCCAGUUGUGGGUGACUUGCUUUUCUGGCUUGUCAUGAACUAGUUUAAAAAUAAGAUUAUGAAGGAACUGGUUUUCAUAUAUGCUCGGCAUAUGUGUGUGUAUAUAAGUACAGUUUUAUAUUGUUAUGCUGACAUGUAGUGUUUUUUCACUAUGUCUGGUUCUCAUAUACUGCACAUUGUAUUCUGUAAGUACAUUUUUUGUUAAUGUUCAUUUCACCUUUAUGAACUUAUAGUUACGGAUCAAAGGUAGCAAGAAGACGGAGAUACAUGUAGGUACAAUUGUUGACUUGCCAUUCUUAUGCGUGAAAAUGGCAUAUUCUAGAAAAAGUUCACCUUGCAGACUGAGAAAUCUAAAAAAGACCAUUGUUAUCCAAGAAUUGAGACGCAAGUAAUAAAGUGAUGCUGAAAAAAAGAAAAAAGAAAAGAAGAAAGAAGUAUUAUUUUUGUUCAUGGUACAGCAGGUCUAUCUACAGUGCUACAAUGGAACAUGGGUCUGUGUGGUUACCUAGAAAAGUUACCUGUCGUCCCUUGUCUUCACUAACCCUUCAUGGCAUGUGGUAAUAAGCAUGAUUAGAUUAUACAUGUGAGCACUCUGACUAUAAUCAGACUUUUUUAGUACAAUGAUGAUAUAUUUUACUAUCCUACCCUUAAUUAUUUAAACCAAAGUGAUACAUUGUCAGUUUAAAAUCACCUGUUAAGUACUUUUCCUCUGGUUUUUUUAUAUAAGGGCUUUGACUGGGCUGGACCCACUCGCUUCACGUAUGGGAUGCUGCAAUCUGUUAAUACUUUACCUUCUGUUUUACACAUUAAUUGUAUCAUACCUAGUAAUAUUUUUUGCCCUAAAAUGUAGUUUUUGUGUUUUAUUUAACCUACAAUGAUUAACGCUAAUAAAUGUUUUAAAUACCUCUGA
This is a messenger RNA of Falco peregrinus (peregrine falcon), 4929 nucleotides long. It is a transcript of the gene RAB31, whose product is annotated as RAB31, member RAS oncogene family. The transcript has 7 exons. The record is from RefSeq and is a predicted model, not a curated record. Bases 118 to 705 code for a protein of 195 amino acids. Gene Ontology annotation, molecular function: GTPase activity; GTP binding. Lineage: Eukaryota; Metazoa; Chordata; Aves; Falconiformes; Falconidae.